This is a messenger RNA of Colletotrichum paranaense, 894 nucleotides long. Its product is annotated as short-chain dehydrogenase. Bases 1 to 894 code for a protein of 297 amino acids. The transcript is spliced from 3 exons. The record is from RefSeq and is a predicted model, not a curated record. Lineage: Eukaryota; Fungi; Ascomycota; Sordariomycetes; Glomerellales; Glomerellaceae.
AUGAAUUCGAACGCGAUUUUCAGAGUCGACGGCAUCGUCGCCGUGAUUACAGGCGGCGGGACAGGUAUCGGCCUCACAAUGGCGAGGGCCCUAGUCUCUCAAGGUUCCGCCAAGGUCUACAUCCUUGGGCGCCGUCUUGAGGUGCUUGAAGACGCAGCCAAAGAACAUCCCAACCUGAUCCCCCACAAGUGCGAUGUCACCUCAAAGGAAGACCUCCAAUCCAUUGUUGACCGCAUCACCAAGGAAGUCGGCUAUGUCAACCUCGUUAUCGCCAAUUCAGGUGUUCUUGGGCCUUCUGUUCGCUUUAACCCAGCGCAUUCCGUUUCCGAUUUGAAGAAGAUUCUCUUCGAUGACUUUUCCAUGACGGAAAUGACGGAGGUUUUGCAUGUGAACAUCACGGCUGCCUUUUUUACCAUGUCAGCCUUCCUUGAACUCCUUGAUGCCGGUAACAGGAAUGCUCUCAAGGGUGGUUUCGGCAAGCCAGACCAGGAAGGCAGCAACGUAAUCGCCAUCCAGAGCCAAGUCAUCUUCACGAGCAGUAUUUCGGCUUUCAGUCGGCACUUCUCCUCGACGCCCCCGUACUUGGCUAGUAAGACUGCUAUAAUGCAGCUCACUAAGCAGGCCAGCAGCCAAUUGGCUAGACAUGGGAUUCGUGUGAACGGGAUCGCCCCUGGGUUAUUCCCCUCAGAAAUUGCUUCUGGGCUUAUCGGUGACCGCAAGCCAGAGACCGAGUCUCCUGAUGAUACGAAAUUCAUUCCCGCGAGGAGGUUUGGGGGGGAUGAGGAGAUGACCGGAGCAAUCCUCUACCUUGCCAGUCGUUCCGGCAGCUAUUCGAAUGGUUCGAUCAUGGUCAUGGAUGGUGGCCGGCUGAGCGCCAUGGCUAGUUCCUACUAA